AUGACCGAAUCCAAGCUUCUCAGUGGCGAGUCCAAGCUUUCCCCCGAGGUAGCUGGGCUCAUCUGCCAAGCCAUUGACGAUGCGAGCGACGAGCUGCGACGUCUCAAUCUCGAGAUCUACAACAACCCGGAGACCAAAUACGAAGAGUUCAAGGCAUUCAAGCUACUGACGACCUGGUUCGAAAACCAAGGCUGGACGGUAAAGCGCUCGGUCUAUGACAUUGAAACAGCAUUCGAGGCCCGCUUCAGCGUCGGCCAAGGCGGCCGGACCAUAGCCUACAAUGCCGAAUACGACGCGCUCCCCAAAAUCGGCCACGCCUGCGGCCACAACCUCAUCGCCACCAGCACGCUCGCCUCGGCGCUCGGCACGGCGGCAGGGCUGCGCCACACGCAAACCGCCGGCACGGUCCUCGUGGUCGGCACGCCGGCCGAAGAGACGGGCGGCGGCAAGUACUACAUGGCGCAACGGGGAUGCUGGGCCGACGCGUCGGCGUGCCUGAUGACGCACGCGAUGCCCGACUUCUCGACGCCCGUGUGCGUGACCAAGGCGUCGUGGAAGUUCCGGGCCUUCUUCCGCGGGAAGGCGGCGCACGCGGCGGCGGCGCCGUGGGAGGGGCGCAACGCGUGCGACGCCAUCGUGGGGGCGUACGAAGGGAUCGCGCGGCUGCGGCAGCACCUGGACCGGCGGGCGGCGGAGAGCGUGCAGGGGGUGAUUCUGUCGGCGGGGGAGGCGCCCAACGUGGUGCCCGAGUUCGCCGAGGGGACGUUCAGCAUCCGGGCGCGCGACGCGGGCGGGCUGCGGGCGCUGCGGGAGCGCGUGGUGCCCGUGUUUGAGGGCGCGGCGGCGGCGGCGGGCUGCGCGGUCGAGCUGCGGUGGGACGCGCUGUACGAGGACGUCGUGACCAACGAGGCGCUGGCGGGCAGGUACCGCGAGCACAUGGUGCGGCGGCUGGGCAUGGCGCCCGCGGACAUGGUGCCGGUCGACGAGGCGAGGGGCCGGUACGAGCAGGAUGGCAGUUCGGACAUGGGCAACGUCACGUACCUGUGUCCCGGCAUCCAGCCCAUGUUCCGCAUCGACGCGGGCGGCCCGCCGCACACGCCUGCGUUCCGGGAGGCGGCGGGCACCGAGUUUGCGCACGGCGAGGCGCUGCGGGCAGGCAAGGCGAAUGCGCUGGUCGGGUUCGAGGUCGUGAGCGAUGGCGACUUUUAUAGCGUGGUGCGCGACGAGUGGGAGGCGGCCAUGGAGCGCGCGGUGCACGGUCCGUGGGCCGGCUGCCAUGAUGAUAAAACCGACCGCGUUUCCUCCACACUCUCUCUCCCCCCACUUGUCGUCGCCAGUGACGCCCGCCAUGUCCGACGCGAAUUUCCAGCGGAACCAGAGUCAAAUGUGCGGGGCCGGCCAGCAUCCCGUGUCCGCGGUUCGUUGUGCAAGAGUAAUGGAGCAGACUGUCAGUUUGUGCAGCCGCGAGCCAUCACCCGGCCCGCCACCGGCGCUCCCGAUGCGCCGCUCCAACACCAGGACAGGAGUGAUGAUAAUGAUGAUGACCACGACCGGUGCAGAUCGGAGCGUCUGGAUAGGCUUGAAGGUCAGCUUGCCCGCCUCACCGACGUUGUAGAGGGCAUGCGAGGCGAUCUCACGGCCGGCUUGACCGCGGCUCGCCCCACUGAUCGCCCAAACACCAAUCUCAAUCCACCCGUCGCCCACGGCAAUCUUGUUACUAGAGGAGUCAUCACUGAAGAGGAAUGCGUCCGGUCGUUUGAGACGUUCCUUUCCCAGUGCGAAGAUACCAUAGCCAUCUUCGAUGGCAUUCCCCACAAUCUGGAUGCCGUCCGCCAGGAGCCCAUCCUUCUGGCCGUCGUGUGCGCCGUUGGAGCCCGCGCAUUGGAUCCCGACUCGGACAUGCAUCAGAAAUGUCUUGCUGAAACAAAAUCCCUGACGUCGGCGAUCGCAUUCGGCCCGCCGCCUACCCUGUUUGCACUGAGGGGCAUCAUGCUGUUGUGCGCAUGGUAUCAUCACGAGCGCCUGUGGGGUACCGUCAUCACCACCGCCUACGGAAUGGGCCUGCACCAAGACGCGCUGCGCCUGUCCAAGGAAGCAGAGACGAUGAAUCAGGAUCAGAUCGAGAGGGCCAGGACCUGGCUGUCCAUUCUGACCUAUGAGCUCAUGGCCAAUACAAGCCGUCCGUACCUGAUCGGGGACAGUCAACGCUACAUGGAGCUAGCCCAGGGCCUUGUCCAGUCGCACCAUAGUAGACCCGUCGAUCAACGCCUCAUGGCGUACCUCGAGCUGUUCAAGAUCGUAGUCAAGUGCAAGAACAAUGUGCUCGCCGACUUGUCGCCUGGCCAGCAGCAGCUCGAUCUCAUAUCGCUCAACAGCUCGCUGGAAUUCUGGUUCUACCGGGUGUUCAACGACUUGAUCGACCCCCAUUACCAGACCUUUUCGAAACCGCAGGACCGCAAUAGGCUGGUGAUACCUUAUACAUUUGCUCGAAUGUGGGCCAACGGCCGUGUAGUCGAUGCCGGCAUUUUGACCGACGAGAUAAUCGGCACUCCCGGGCACUACUUGGUAGAAGCGGUCAACAAUGCCGUCGAGUCCGCCUUUCUCUUGCUGGACACUGCAUUCGAUUCCCAGGCUCUGGCUCGCAGCCUGCGCUACACCAUAGAUUACUCGAGCAUGACGCUGACUGCCGCGCUUUCGUUCCUGAGUCGGGUCGUGGCGUUGCGGCAAGCCACUGGAUUCGCAGUUGACGUGCAACGCGUCGUCCGAGCUCUGGAAAGAGCGAGGGACGUGUUUGAGAAGGCGCGUGCGUUUUCUCACGCAGAGUGGACGCGGGGUCUGAUUGGCGAGUGCAUCUCGGCGUCUUAA
Messenger RNA from Diplodia corticola, 2865 nucleotides. Its product is annotated as amidohydrolase. Lineage: Eukaryota; Fungi; Ascomycota; Dothideomycetes; Botryosphaeriales; Botryosphaeriaceae. Bases 1 to 2865 code for a protein of 954 amino acids. Gene Ontology annotation, biological process: DNA-templated transcription. Gene Ontology annotation, molecular function: DNA binding; zinc ion binding; dipeptidase activity. The transcript has 11 exons. The record is from RefSeq and is a predicted model, not a curated record.